GAAUGGAUUCCCAAAGGUCCGGAAUGGAUCCUUGGCAUCAGGAAUGGAUUUCAGGGUCAGGAAUGGAUUCCCAGAGUCUGGAAUGGAUUUGAAGGGUCUGGAAUGGAUUCCCAAUGGUCUGGAAUGGAUUCCCAAAGGUCCAGAAUGGAUUCCCAAAGGUCAGGAAUGGAUUCCCAGAGUCUGGAAUGGAUUUUGGGGUCAGGAAUGGAUUCCCAAUGGUCUGGGGUGGAUUCCCGAGGGUCUGGAAUGGAUUCCCAAUAGUCUGGAAUGGAUUUGAAGGGUCCGGAAUGGAUUCCCAAUGGUCUGGAAUGGAUUUCGGGGUCAGGAAUGGAUUCCCAGAGUCUGGAAUGGAUUCUGGGGCCAGGAAUGGAUUCCCGAGGGUCAGGAAUGGAUUCCCAGAGUCUGGAAUGGAUUUCAGGGUCUGGAAUGGAUUUGGGGGGUCCGGAAUGGAUUUCAGGGUCAGCAAUGGAUUCCCAAGGGUCCGGAAUGGAUUCCCGAGGGUCAGGAAUGGAUUCCCAAAGGUCCGGAAUGGAUUCCCAAAGGUCCGGAAUGGAUUUCAGGGUCAGGAAUGGAUUCCCAAAGGUCCAGAAUGGAUUCCCAAUGGUCAGGAAUGGAUUUUGGGUGGUCAGGAAUGGAUUCCCAGAGUCUGGAAUGGAUUUUGGGGUAAGGAAUGGAUUCCCAAAGGUCCGGAAUGGAUUUUGGGUGGUCAGGAAUGGAUUUGGGGGUCCGGAAUGGAUUCCCAAAGGUCCGGAAUGGAUUUUGGGGGGUCAGGAAUGGAUUCCCAAAGGUCCGGAAUGGAUUCCCGUGGGUCAGGAAUGGAUUCCUGUGGGUCAGGAAUGGAUUUGGGGGGUCCGGAAUGGAUUUUGGGAGUCAGGAAUGGAUUCCCAAAGGUCCGGAAUGGAUUUUGGGUGGUCAGGAAUGGAUUUGGGGGUCUGGAAUGGAUUCCCAAAGGUCUGGAAUGGAUUUUGGGUGGUCAGGAAUGGAUUCCCAAAUGUCCGGAAUGGAUUUUGGGUGGUCAGGAAUGGAUUCCCAAAGGUCCGGAAUGGAUUCCCAAAGGUCCGGAAUGGAUUCCUGAGGGUCUGGAAUGGAUUCCCAAAGGUCCGGAAUGGAUUUUGGGUGGUAGGAAUGGAUUUGGGGGUCCGGAAUGGAUUCUUGAGGGUCAGGAAUGGAUUCCCAAAGGUCCGGAAUGGAUUUGGGGGUCAGAAAUGGAUUCCCAAAGGUCCGGAAUGGAUUUUGGGGUCAGGAAUGGAUUCCUGUGGGUCAGGAGUGGAUUCCCAAAGGUCCAGAAUGGAUUCCCGAGGGUCUGGAAUGGAUUCCCAAAGGUCCGGAUGGAUUUUGGGGGGGUCAGGAUUGGAUUUGGGGGUCCGGAAUGGAUUUUGGGGAUCAGGAAUGGAUUUGGGGGUCCGGAAUGGAUUCCCAAAGGUCCGGAAUGGAUUUUGGGGGGUCAGGAAUGGAUUCCCAGGGUCGGGGGUUCCCCCACAGCUCCAUGGCCACGGGGACGCCCCCUCGAGUCCUUUCCCCUCCUGUCCCGGUUCCGGAAGGUUCCCGGUUCCAAAGGGCUCCAGUUCAGAAGGGUCCAACCCAGAAGGGUCCCGGUUCUGGAAAGGUCCCGGUUCUGGCUCCGGAAGGGUCCCAGUUCUGGAAGGUUCCAGGUUCUGGAAUGGUCCCGGUUCCAGAGGGUUCUGGAAGGUUCCUGGUCCCAGUUCUGACUCUAGAAAGGUCCCAGUUCCGGUGGUUUCCUGGUUCCAGUCCUGGUUCCGGUUCCAGUUUCAGUCCCGGUUCUGGAGGGCUCCGGUUCCAGUUAGUGUCCCAGUUCCAGUCCUGGUUUUGUUGUUUCUCAGUCCCAGUUCUGGUCCCGGUUCCAGUUCCAGAAAUUUCCCUGUUCUGGAGUUCUCCUGGUCCAGGUCCUGGUUCUGAUCCCGGUUCCAGAUCCGGUUCUGGACCCAGUUCCAGUCCUGGUUUUGUUGUUUCCCAGUCCUGGUUCUGGUCCCAAUUCCGGUUCCGGUUCCGGUCUCAGUUCAGGUUCCAGUUCCAGUUCCAGUCCUGGUUCUGGAAGUUUCCCUAUCCCGGUUCAGGUCCAGUUCCGGUUCCGGAACUUUCCCAGUCCCAGUUUC
Molecule: messenger RNA, 2114 nt
Organism: Zonotrichia albicollis (white-throated sparrow)
Lineage: Eukaryota; Metazoa; Chordata; Aves; Passeriformes; Passerellidae
Source: RefSeq, a predicted model, not a curated record